Parastagonospora nodorum SN15 is the source of this 966-nucleotide messenger RNA. RefSeq lists its product as hypothetical. The record is from RefSeq and is a predicted model, not a curated record. NCBI's taxonomy places the organism in Eukaryota, Fungi, Ascomycota, Dothideomycetes, Pleosporales, Phaeosphaeriaceae. The transcript is spliced from 2 exons. The coding region runs from base 1 to 966 and encodes 321 amino acids. Gene Ontology annotation, molecular function: protein binding.
AUGAAGUCGGUACCCUCUUUUGCUGUCCUACUUUCCGCCAAUGCCAUUGCCGCCCCGUUGUCAUUCACCGAAUCCCGCGGACGUGCUUCCGUCGAACCGUUUGAGGUGCGCGCCAUCGCAGGCAAGGGAUUUGGAGCCAUUGCUACCCAAUUCAUUCCCAAGACAACUACCAUUCUGCUUGACUCUCCUCGGAUUAUUGCAUCCGCUCAGUUUCCGUCAUACCUGUCGCACGGCCAGGGUGCGGAGCUAUUCAACCAUGCUCUACGGCAGUUACCGGACGUUGAUCGCAAGCUUGUGCUGAGUCUUGACAAGAGUCUUGGAGGUUCUGACAUUGAGGACGUCAUGAAGACCAAUGCGUUUGCAUGCCAGCUACAUGAUGGCGGACAAGACGACUCGUACAUGUGUCUCUUCCCGUCCGUGGCGAGGAUCAAUCACGCUUGUCGUCCAAAUGCACAUGCCAGGUUCAUUCCAACGUCACUGGUGAUGGAAAUCAAAGCGCUGCAAGAUAUCAAGCCUGGCGAAGAGAUCGGCAUCAGCUAUGGUAGGGUCGAUCUCCCUCAUGCCGAGAGACAGAAACUCUACAAGGAAGGCUGGAACUUUGGAUGCACCUGCGACAUGUGUACAGACUCAAAGUAUGCCAUUGCAGGCAGCGAUCAGCGCCGAGCGAGAUUUGCGCAAGUGCGCAAGAAGCUGGAAAAUCUCACGCCCGAGACAUAUAAUGCGCAGCAAAUCGUUAGUUGGGAACAGGAGGUCAUGGAACUUAGUUCCAAGGAGGGUUUAGAUGUGCUCCUCGCGGCGGAUUACGAGAGACUUGCGUACGUGUACGCCAGUCAUGGGAUGGUAAAGGAGGCAAAAAUGUGGGCCGGAAAGGCAAUGGAGAGUUUGCUAGAAUGGAAGGUCGUUGACGGAGGGCCACGUAAUGAAGUCCGCAGGAUCGAAGAGCUAUUACUCGAGUUGGGAGGCUGA